Messenger RNA from Condylostylus longicornis, 2500 nucleotides. It is a transcript of the gene SF1, whose product is annotated as splicing factor 1. Bases 122 to 2416 code for a protein of 764 amino acids. The transcript has 9 exons. Gene Ontology annotation, cellular component: nucleus. The record is from RefSeq and is a predicted model, not a curated record. Gene Ontology annotation, molecular function: mRNA binding; zinc ion binding. Gene Ontology annotation, biological process: regulation of mRNA splicing, via spliceosome. Lineage: Eukaryota; Metazoa; Arthropoda; Insecta; Diptera; Dolichopodidae.
CAUUUGCCAAAAGAAUUGAUUUUUAUCGGAUGUAAAAUUACACGCUACUCUUUACCUUAAAAUUUAUGUUUAAUUAAAACAUUUUUUAAAUUCAUAUCAAAUAUUUUAAAAUAAACGAAAAAUGAGUGAAACACCGAAAGAGGACGAUAAAUUUUCAGAUUUUACCAGAUCAAGAACAAAGUCAAGAUCUAAAAGUAGAGACACUAAUGAUACAGAUAGAAUUGACAGAGAGCGUGAAAAAAGAAGUCGAAGGGAAAGAAGCAGAGAAAAAGAAAAAAAACGUAGUAGGGAAAGAGAUAGUCACAGACGUAGUCGAGAUCGUGAAAGUCAUAAUAGACGAAGCCGUGACAGAGAUGGUCACACCCGAAGAAGUAGAGAAAGGGAGAGUAAAAAGCGUAGCCGGGAUCGUGAGCGUGAAAGAAAACGAAGCAGGGAUCGCAGCCGGGAAAGAGAGAGAGACAGAAGAAGUCGUGAUAGGGACAGAGAUCGAGACCGAGAUCGCGAACGUGAUAGAGAUAAAAGAAGUAGGGAUCGUGAACGUCGCAGAAGUCGGGAAAGAAGAAGUAGGGAUCGUGAAAGACGAAGCCGCGAUCGAGAUCGUGACAGGAAAAGUCGUGAUAGAGACCGAGAUCGCCGACGCAGUCGUGACAGAGACCGCAGAAGUAGAGAUCGGAUUAGUAGAUCUCGAUCUCCAAAGAAAGAACCUUCAAUGGUACGUGAGAAUAAACUUGAUCUGACGCAGGCUAUAACAGAAAUGAUAUACUGUACUUCAGCUACGUCCAAAAAUUUUGCUGCUUUACUUUGCCAAAAUAGCAACGAUUCUACAAGUAAUGGGCCGUCGGAAACAUCAUCACUUGAUGGCAAAGGGAAAAAGAAAAGAUCUAGAUGGGGUGGAACUGAAAAUGAUAAAACCUUCAUACCAGGAAUGCCAACUAUUUUACCUUCGACUUUGGAUCCAAAUCAGCAACAAGCAUAUUUAGUUCAAUUACAAAUUGAGGAGAUAAGUAGAAAAUUAAGGACUGGUGAUCUGGGAAUUCCGCAAAAUCCUGAAGAAAGGUCACCUUCACCUGAACCAAUAUACAGUUCUGAUGGUAAACGUCUAAAUACACGUGAGUUCCGUACAAGAAAGCGUCUUGAAGAACAACGACAUCAGUUAAUUUUACGUAUGCAAUGUAUGAAUCCCGAUUUCAAACCGCCCGCAGAUUAUAAACCGCCAGUAAUACGUGUGAGUGAUAAAGUUUUAAUUCCACAAGAACAGCAUCCCGAUAUUAAUUUUGUUGGUCUUUUAAUUGGACCAAGAGGCAACACAUUAAAAGCAAUGGAAAAAGAAACUGGAGCCAAAAUCAUUAUACGUGGCAAAGGUUCAGUUAAAGAAGGAAAAGUAGGACGAAAAGAUGGACAACCGUUACCCGGUGAAGAUGAACCUUUACAUGCUUUUAUAACCGCUAACAAUCCAGAAGCUGUUAAAAAAGCUGUAGAUAAAAUAAAAGAUGUGAUUCGGCAAGGUAUUGAAGUUCCUCAGGGUCAUAAUGAUUUAAGGAGAAUGCAGUUAAGAGAAUUGGCUCAGUUAAAUGGCACUUUACGUGAAACAGAUAUUAUACGAUGCGCAAAUUGUGGUUCAACCGAACAUAAAACUUGGUUAUGUCCGGAUAAACCUAAUAUAACGAAUAAUAUUGUUUGUACUUCAUGUGGUGGUGCUGGUCACAUUUCUAAAGAUUGUCGUAGUAAGCGACCUGGUGCUACCGGAUCUACUCCAGAUUCCCAAGCUAAAAUUGAUGAGGAAUACCUAAGCUUAAUGGCAGAACUGGGUGAAGGUCCUCCUCCAUCUGCUGCGAAACAAAUAGACCCCUUAGUUCAAGCCCAUUUAAAUCGUGGAUAUACAUUGUUUGAUCAGAAACCCAGUCAACCAAAAGCAAUAGCUGCACCGCCAGUUUCUGCAGCUCCUCCUCCAGCUCCAGCCCCAAUAAUGAAUGUUGUUCCCCCGCCACCACUUCCACCACAACCAGGUCUACCACCAUUGACAACAGUUCCUCCUCCUCCAAUGCCUAUACCACCAUGGAAUUCUUCAAAUAAUAAUUCAACUUUACCAGCAAUGCCGCCAGCAUUACCACCUCCUCCCCCAAGUGUACCACCGCCGAUGCCUUGGAUGCCAUCGGCUCAACCUCCUCCUCCAGGUGGCGAUACUUUGGCUCCACCUGGUACAACAGCUGCGCCACCUCUGCCGCCAUGGAGUGGUGGUCCUCCCAUACCACCACCAAAUUUUUGGAGUCCAAGCGGUCCACCAUCAUUUGUUCCUCCCCCGCCAGAUUUUAUUUCAGGUACCGCACCUGCGCCUCCCGCGCCACCAGGCACACCAUCUCCAGCUGGGAUUUUACCAAGUUUGAGCCAGCCUCCCCCUCCUCCUCCAGGAAAUUAGACGAUACAUAAUCAAAAUUCAUACUUAAAAAUAUGCAAUUUUAUUUCAAUAAAAAAUUAGCAAAAAAAAAAGAAGAACCCAAAA